AUGACGAGUCAACCAACUACCACUGCUCCUGCACCAUUCAGAGGAUUAUACGAUGUCGAUGUUGAUGUUGAUAUGACCAGCACCAACAACAACAAUAACGCGCUACCUCUAUCAACAUCAGAGGUAUCAACUACGACCACAUCAUCAACUGAUGAUCAGAAACAACAACAACAAAGUUUAUCAACUUCUGAUUCUCCACCAAACAACAGUGGUAGUAAAGCAGCACCAACAACUACAACUACAACUACAACUACUUUGGUAAAGUCAUCUGGUUUAAAACUACCUCCAAGAAUACUUCAAUUGGCUGCAACUUUAAAGAAACAACAACCAUUAUUGGGUAGCAAGAAACCUGCUCCAUCCUUUACAUCAAAUAAUACUAGUACUUUUAACACCUCUUCGCCAACAUCUUCAUCGUCACCAUCCUCUUUUGGAUUUGGUGGUGGAAGAACAGAAUCACCCUCUACAUCAAUCAAUAUGUUUAGAUACGAUGAAGACGAUAUGGAACAGAAUAAUCAAAAUCAUCCUCAUCCUCCUCCUCCCGCACAUCACCAUCAUCAUAGAGGUGGUAGAAACAAUCAUGGUAAUAGAGGUGGAAGAGGUGGGGAUAGAGGAGGUGAUAGAGGUGGCGAUAGAGGAGGCGAUAGAGGCGGUGAUAGAGGAGGAGACAGAGGUGGCGAUAGAGGAGGUGAUAGAGGAGGUGAUAGAGGAGGAGAUAGAGGAGGCGAUAGAGGAGGAGAUAGAGGUGGUGACAGAGGAGGAGAUAGGGGAGGAGACAGAGGAGGAGAUGAUUAUCGCCACCAACAACCUCCACCACUUCCAAAUUACCAUGAUAUUUCUGGAGAUGAAGCUUAUCAAAGACGUGGUAGAAUGCAACAUAAUAAUAAUAAUAACAAUAAUAAUAAUCAACAACGUGAUUCUCGUGACAAUCGUGAUUCACGUGACUCUCAUCAUAACCGUGACUCUCAAAUACCGCCCAAUUGUAGUUCCCAUCCAACAAAAAUUAUUAUGAUAACAAAUAUUGCAUCAAGAGAUGUAAAGGAUGAUAUAGAAUAUGAAUGUAAAAAAUAUGGAAGAAUCAAUAAUACGAUUGUUCAUCCCAACCCAAGCAAGAAAAGAUCGUUUUCCAAUGACAAUAAUGACGAUUCCAUAAAGUUAUUUGUAGAGUACCUCUCGAUAGAUGCAGCCAUUGAUGCUUGUAAAGAUCUAAAUGACCGAUUCUUUGACAAGAGAAAAAUAACAGUCCACUUUUUUAAUGAAAAUCAUUAUUUUGAUAAACAAUUUGACUAG
Messenger RNA from Cavenderia fasciculata, 1287 nucleotides. RefSeq lists its product as uncharacterized. The record is from RefSeq and is a predicted model, not a curated record. Gene Ontology annotation, biological process: mRNA cis splicing, via spliceosome. Gene Ontology annotation, molecular function: RNA binding. Bases 1 to 1287 code for a protein of 428 amino acids. Gene Ontology annotation, cellular component: precatalytic spliceosome. NCBI's taxonomy places the organism in Eukaryota, Evosea, Eumycetozoa, Acytosteliales, Cavenderiaceae. The transcript has 3 exons.